This is a messenger RNA of Ilyonectria robusta, 974 nucleotides long. RefSeq lists its product as uncharacterized. Gene Ontology annotation, molecular function: glucan endo-1,3-alpha-glucosidase activity. The coding region runs from base 329 to 709 and encodes 126 amino acids. Lineage: Eukaryota; Fungi; Ascomycota; Sordariomycetes; Hypocreales; Nectriaceae. The record is from RefSeq and is a predicted model, not a curated record. The transcript has 3 exons.
AGCUGCUCAGAGCUCCGGCAAGCUGUUCAUGGUGGGUGUCUCGCCACUACAGUUCAAGCACAUGGAUGUCACGCACAACUGGUACCGCAGAGGAGAGGAUAAUCUCCAGUUCCGUCUUGGACAGGUGUUGGAACUUCAACCAGACAUGAUCGAACUACAGACCUGGAACGACGCUGGAGAGAGUCACUACAUGGGGAACAUUUGGUCUGAGGCAACUGGUGGAGAUGCGAUCCCGGCAUAUACCGACGGAUACAACCACACGGGCUAUUGGGAGAUUCUUCCAUCGUUUAUUCAGGCGUAGAGGCGAGGCGACACAACUACGAAGAACAUGGUUCCGACCAACGGUGCGACGGCUCAAGGUGCCUUUUGGCAUCACACACUAUUGACAACUGCGGAUUGUUCCUCGGACACCAUGGGCAAGCCUGCAGGCAUCGAAAAUGCCGACAACGUGGUAACAGGUAUCAUUCUUGUCGCAGAGGGGCAGACCGGCCUCACUGUUUCUGUUUCGAGCGGUUCAACCGUUUCGGGAACGAAUAAUCUCGUCGAGGGAUUCAAUAAAUUUGCAUUCGCGGAUAUGACAACCGGCACAGUGAUGGUCGAGGUUCACAACGGAGAUGCUGUGGUUGUUAAAGGAUCGGGACCUAUCCCGGUCGCCGACUCGAGCUCUGUGUGCAACUAUAAUUUCCAAGUAGUUGCCCUGUUGAAUUGAGACACUUUAGAUUGGUUCCUUGUGGUAACUUGAACCUGUUGAGCACUGAAGCCAAAUGAGUUUAGCGAAAAUAUCCCGAAUGGCGAGGUGGCCAGUGAGGUGGAGUUGUGGCAGUGGUGGCUUCAUGGUGAUCCUUGGCUAGCGCUUAUAUGUGCGGUGCCCAAAGAGUCGACCCCGGCAAAAACGGCAGAAGGAUGGUAGAAAUGCAGCCCGAUAGACUGCUUUAAUGUGUGUUUUUUGACGUUUGAGGAUGGAUAUUUCGUAC